AUCGACACGUGCCCGACUGCCAUCCCUAAUUCAAUAACCAGCUCAACAAUACAAAAACAAUCAAAAAGCGUUAAUAAAUGCAUUAAAACGCAAAAUGUCGGGUCCCAGCGGCAGGAAUAAAGUCACCAGCAAGUUUGCUGGUGCAAAGUUUCUGAACGAGGACCAGCAAAAUCACCUGGCGCUCGGCAUUCGUCAGCAGAAUGGACCCAUCGCAGCAAAGCAGCCGGCUCAGGAGCGCCUUAAGCGCCUCCAAGCCAACAUGAAGCGUGUGCAGGACAAGGCAAAAGUCAAGACCAAGACCACCACACCAAAACGUGUUACACGCAGCUCUUCCACGUCGGAGAAAAUUUCGACGCCCCCUGGUGCGGCCUCAACGCCACGGCGAGCAAGUUUAACCGGGACAUCGACUGGAGCACGCCGCUCCCUGACCGAGCGCUUGACCAAGCACCAGCAACCGAGUCCCAGAACGCCAAGGGUGUCGUCCGUGAGCAAUGCCUGGGAGAAGCCAAAGGCGCUGCUGGAGGCCAGCAACCGCAAUCCCACAGUGAGUGCCAACCAGCGCCUGUCGCUUUUGAAGGCCCGGUUGCAGCAGAAGCAGAAGGAGCAACUGAUGAAGGACCAAAAGGCCAAACAGGAGCCGAACAACAACAAUGUGCCUAUUGCAGUGCCUUCUAACUGUGCCUUCUCUGGAAGUGACCAGGAGCCCGAGCCCAUGGACUGGGAAGAAUCGAUGGAAGAUCAGUCGGGCACUAACGAGAUACUUCUGAUGCGUCAGGCCACCGAUGAUGAGGAGUUGCCGGCCCGCCGGCUGGAUCACAUGUACUUUGUGCUCGAUACCAAUGUGCUGAUGGACAAUCUGAAGUUUGUCGAGAGCCUGAUUCAGGUGGUGCUGCCGGGAACGGUGGGAAGCAUGCUCUACAUUCCGUACAUCGUCAUCAAGGAGCUGGACAAGCUGAAGGCCAAGAGCAGCGAGGAGAACUCCAAGCGCUUGCUAGCCGUCCGGGCCAUUCGUUACUUAAACACCCAGUUCGACGAGAGCCUGGACAUUCAGGCUCAAUCGGCUGUGGAUGCGGCGGAGCACCUGAUCGAGGUGGACUGCCCCGACGACAGUAUUGUUAACUGCUGCCUGCAGUUGAAGGAGGAAGUGCCGCACAUGAUGCUCCUGACCAACGACGCCAAUCUCCGGCUGAAGGGCAACGCCAACAACAUUGAGGUUUCCUGCCGCUCUGAUCUCAUGGCCAAGUACCGGACCGAGUUCGCCGCCUUGCGCGGCUAGCACACGCCGGGACCCCGCAUACAUGUAAUUAAUAGACUGCGUUUGUGAUAAAGGAUUCUCUGGUGGCGGCUCUGGACGGGCCACUCCGUACAGAAUCCGAAUAGUCGGGCCAUGGCACCGCAGUGCACACGAAGUACAACCAAUAAUUUAACAAUACAUCACCCCUAAGAUAGCAGCCACCCAAGAUGUUCAGUCAAGACUUUAAGUACUUUUAAGUGUAAAGUUUGAAAUAAACUUGUAUAUACUGCCCCGUUUGGUACAUGA
Drosophila ananassae is the source of this 1540-nucleotide messenger RNA. RefSeq lists its product as uncharacterized. Lineage: Eukaryota; Metazoa; Arthropoda; Insecta; Diptera; Drosophilidae. The transcript is spliced from 4 exons. The coding region runs from base 95 to 1276 and encodes 393 amino acids. Gene Ontology annotation, cellular component: nucleus. The record is from RefSeq and is a predicted model, not a curated record.